ACAGAGCCUCGGGUAAAAUGACACCGGGUGACGCCCUGAAACAAAGCAUAGAAACUUUACACAGUCCUGGCGCACUGCACUGGGACCGCGCACCUGGUCUGUCCCAUAAAACACACACAGGCGGACGACAAUAAGUAACCGAUACCGGAGAAGUUAUGCCCUCAAAACAGGGGGAGACGACCAGCCGUCGUUGACCGACACCGGAAGGAUCCGAGAUGGGGGACGAGGGUUGUUUCAAGUCCGUUCUCCCCCCUCAGGUCCUGGACGACAGCAGUCUGGCCUUGCCGGCCGAGCACAGCAUCCUGAGCCCGGCCAGGUUCCACUCCGUCGACCGGAGCGUCCGGGUCCAGCAGCAGGUCCAGCUCACCCUGGCCCGCAAGGGGAAGAAGUCCGCCUCAAACGGUAGCGUCCAUCAUGCCCAAAGGAGUCUGUCCUGGAGCUCAGACUACAGAGACGGACCGUCGCACAACAGCACGCUGAGGAGCGGCUCCGCCUUCAGCCCGCCCCCGACGGCGUCCUGCCGGUCGCUGCGCCGGCCCUCUCGGAGGGUGGAGGUGUCUCCGGCCCCCAGCCCGGUGCUGCCCCGCCCCCCCCUGCGCUACGGGGCUGCCGGCCGGAGCCUGGGGACCUACACCAUCCCGGGGCCCGGGGCCCCCCCCAAGAUGGCGCCCCUGCCGGAGCGGCCGUACGGCUCGGUGCCGCACAAGCGCUACGCCUUCUCCGAGGUCCCGCACGCCACGCGGCUCCACGGCGCCACCUACAGCGCCCGGCGCAGCCCCGCCCACCCCGGGCCCCGGGGCCCCGCCCGCGCGGCCCCGCCCCCCCGCAGGGCGGCGGCGGGGGGGGGCGGGCUGUUCCAGAGCCACACCCCUUGGGAGACCGGCACGGCAGAGAGGAGCGGGGUGACCCUCCCCGGGGUGACCCAGGAGCGGGAGGGGGAGCGGCAGGGGGAGCGGCAGGGGGAGGAGCAGGGGGAGGAGCAGGGGGUGGGGCAGGGGGAGGAGGAGGAGCAGGGGGUGGGGCUGAGCUGGCUGAUCAAGGCCAGGAGGGAGCUGUGCUUCGAGGGUCUGGACGCCGCGUCGGCAGUCAGCAUGGAGCUGGACGCCCCCAGGGGGGCGGAGCCCGAGUUCCCCGUCCAGUGGGCCAGCGGCCGGGCUCAGAAGUGGGCGGCGAAGCCCCCUGAGCUGACUCUGGAGCGGGCGGUGGCCGCGCUGACGCAGGACAGCGAGGACGCCCUGGUGACCGCCUCCAGCUUCAUCCAGAAGCAGUGCUUCAGCAGCGCCGACGCCAGGAAGAUGGUGUUCUACCUCCACGGGAUCCCCAAGCUGCUGCAGCUGCUGCCCAGCGACAGCGAGGAGGUGCAGCGGGCCGCGGCCGGCGCCCUGCGGAACCUCGUGUUCCAGAGCGACGAGAACAAGAUGGAGGUGAAGGAGAGCGAGGGCGUGGCCCUCAUCCUGCGGGCGCUGCGGAGCUGCCGCGACGUGGAGGCCCGCCGCCAGCUCACCGGUCUCCUGUGGAACCUCUCGUCCCACGACGUGAUCAAGGAGCACCUGUCCCAGGACGGCUUCUCGGUCCUCACCUCCAGGGUUCUGGUGCCGUGCUCCGGGCUGUCUGAGGGCGAGAACCCCAAAGACGAGCUGCUGGCCGACGCCGACACCUUCCACAACGCCACCGGGUGUCUGCGCAACCUGAGCUCGGCCGGCCCGGACUGCAGGAAGGCCAUGAGGGACUGUGAGGACCUCAUCGACGCCCUGGUCUACUACAUCCGCGGCACCAUCGCCGACUACCAGCCCGACGACAAGGCCACAGAGAACUGUGUGUGCGUUCUCCACAACCUGUCGUAUGCGAUCGAGUCGGAGAUUCCUCCGAGGUUCUUCAGGGACCUGUCGGAGGCCCCGCCCCCCCCCUCCUCCACCUGGUCCCCGGGCUGCUUCGCCCACCGGCCCCCCAAGAACACCACGGACCUGGAGCGACAGCGCCCCCUGCUGGAGGAGAAGGCCAACCCGCACGGCAUCGAGUGGUUGUGGAGCGCCAUCACGGUGCGCAUGUACCUGUCUCUGAUGGCGCGCAGCGGCAGCAACUUCACCCAGGAGGCGGCGCUGGGGGCGCUGCAGAACAUCACGGCCGGACACGGCAUGCUGACGGAGGCUAUCUGCUACACGGUGGUGCUGCGGGAGAACGGCCUCCAGCAGGUCCGCCGGAUGCUGCAGGAGGGAGACCGCUCCGUGAGGCGCACGGCCGUGGCCCUCGUCAAGAACCUCUCCCGCUACCGCGAGCUGCACGCCCCCAUCGUGAAGCAGGUGCUGCCCGAGCUGGUGGGCAUGCUGCCCCACUCGGACCAGGGGACGGAGGUCCCCACGGAGCUCACCGUCUGCCUCUGUCAGAUCCUCACCAACUUUACCAAGAACGACACCAGCAGCGUCAAGGCCAUCGUGAACCAGGGCGCCCUGCCCAAGGUCAUCAACAUCAGCACCAAGGACAACGGCUUCGGUCCGACGCGGGCCGGGCAGGCGGCCUGUCUGCUGCUGCACACCAUGUGGAGACACAGCGACCUCCACGGGGCCUACCGGAAGGCUGGGUAUAGGAAGAUUGACUUCGUCAACAGCAGGACCACGAAAGCUGUGAACUCUUUGCAAGACUAAACCGUAGAAUCAGGGACCCAGCGCUGGCUGCAGGAAAACAUUUGGUGCGGUGAUUCAGAACAUUUGGUGUAGAUUCUAUGUUAAAUAAAAUCAAUGAUCUGUUGUUCUAAGUUUUCAGAUUGAUUGUUUUGCAGAUAGUUUGUUCAGUAGAAUACUUAAAAUAGCCCUUUUAAGCAUUUCCUUUUAUCUACCGUUUUUUUUUAACAAAAGCACGUAUAAUGAUCGCAUCAACCCUCGGAAUGAAUGAAUGAAUGAAUGGAUGAAUGUGGAAGGUUUGGAGCAAUGUCAAUGAGGAAAAAAUUAUGUAAAAUUGAACAUAAUUUGAAGUUGAAUUUCCUUUACUUAUGUGUGUAUUGUUUGUUUUUACAAAUGUACCCCUUAGAGGGCAGCUUUGAGAACCUUAUGAUUAUAGUAGUUUUUAUGUACCAUCUGGUAUUCUUUUGUAUUUGUUUUUGUUUUGCACUGCUAUGCGAAUACGUUUAACCGUGUGGAUAAAUGUCACUUUGCAGGAAAUUGUUCUGGAAACAUUCAUUUAUUUUGUGAAGGAGGACAUUUUAUUGGGAUUUCAAUGUGUUACUAAUUUAAACGUCACUAACACACUUGGUAUAUAAUCCAUCAAUAUAUAGGCUAUAUAGUUGUCAUGAAUUUUGAAGUUUGGUCAAUUAUCAGUUUUUGAAGAUUUGAAGCCAUUUUAAUGAUUCAUAAUAUACAAGUUAAAAAGUUACAUGAAGUUUAAAACACAUAUUGUGGAACGGUGGAAAUGGUCUCAUUGAUUAGAGUGGAAGCGAUCAGCAGCGGUGACCGCGGCGCGUACGCCUCCGGUGGAAUCAAGCCUUGAGAGUAGACCGAGAGAAAGUGAUGACGCUCUCAACAAAAUGGCUGCGCCCAUGAAGACAUUUAUUUUUUGCUUUUGUACCACGAAUGACAAUUUAAUGUCGAUUUUAAAUGCUCUUACACACUUGAUUACAUUGCUAAUUUAUUCCGUUCACCAAUUUAUAAAUUGCAUGGUCUUGCUGUCCGUGCAAUACAAUGUAAAGUUGUGUUUAUUUUCAGGCUGGUUUGCUAAAGAGGCUAAUGUAGCUAACAAUAAAUAACGACUAGCCAACUCCAUGCCACAAUAACAAAGACAAACAGGAACGCUAUGAAUGCUCCGAGUCCGGAAGUGACGUCAAACGUGCAACUCGGAAAGCUGGCGUCCGAGGAUUCAGGAACACACCAUAACGCCACCAAUUCCAACAAUCAUGGAUAAGGUAUGAGCCAUGUGACAGUUUCAGUCUCCUCCUCGUUCCUUUACGAUCACUCAUGGAAAUGUUCCACUAGUUGGCGCCAUUUUUCCAGGAGUUACGAGAGAAAUCCAAUUUUUAAGGUAAGAAAGUAUUUUUAUUUAUUUUUAUGUUUUUUUUCUAUUACUGUUACCGUUGUAAAGUUGUAUGAGUUAUAUCAGGUCAAACUAUAGUUUCUCUAGUAAAGAAUGGUGUGUCUCUCCCUUGCUAAUGUCAAAGCCCCAUGCCGAUACAGCUAGUUUAGGAAUGGAUGUCAGGGCAGGGUGGGUUGUAAUGCAUGUUUUGAAAGUGUUACCAUCAUCCCCUCACAUACAAAGUUGUUACCAGAGAAGAUGUUGAAGAUGUGGCCCUGUUCUCAAUAAAAACAACUGUUCAGCUGUUUCUCUCAAGAGACACAAAUGCACACACACAAAGUAUUCUAUAAUUAGGGGUACAUGUCAUGUCCAUGGGUUGUAUUUAUAAAUUGUACAACAUUUUUUCCUUUAAUAAUACUAAUCAAUAAUUAUUUUAUAUUGGGGCAGUUAUUUUUCAUUUCACUUAAAAAUUUCAACCAGUUCCAUAUUAUUUUUUUCAGAAAAUGCAUAUUCUAUACUAGAAGUCGCUGUUUUUGUGCUGUCCUAAUUGCUGAAUGUCAGGUGUUUCUUUAAGAAAAAACAAUAAACUAUGCGUUUUUGAGAAUUAUUUUCAUCAUUAUUUGUUGGAAAUAAUCAUUAUAAUAUGAUGAAGGUGUUUGAAAAACAAUUCUAAUUAUUAAUAAACAUUAAAUUAUCCACUU
Molecule: messenger RNA, 4700 nt
Organism: Gadus macrocephalus (Pacific cod)
Lineage: Eukaryota; Metazoa; Chordata; Actinopteri; Gadiformes; Gadidae
Gene: pkp2
Product: plakophilin 2
Exons: 13
Coding region: 216-2642 (808 amino acids)
Biological process (GO): heart development; intermediate filament bundle assembly; cell-cell adhesion
Cellular component (GO): intercalated disc; nucleus; plasma membrane
Molecular function (GO): molecular adaptor activity; intermediate filament binding; protein kinase C binding
Source: RefSeq, a predicted model, not a curated record